CUGCCUGGUUGACCUACGUCACCACGCAGCGUCAGCAGGAAAACAGCAUGCGGCGUGAGAAUACCUAGCUAAAAAAGCAUGCAGGAGUAAAAAAACUAACAGUUUUUCGUUAUAAUUUGAUGUUGAGAUGGCGCCGACGAACCAGAAAAGGAAACAUGACAAAGCUCCAAUUAAAGAUGGCAAUUUUAGGAAAGAAAGAAAAGUGUCAGGUGGGGUAAACAAGAAGAAGAAGUGGAUCCCCCACAACAAAAUAUUUGAAGGCAGCGUUAGAGAAGGUCAAGGGUUUGCUUUUCAGAAAAAGGAAAAAGUCAAACAUGAGUACAACAAACUGCUGCGAAGGGAGCGUAAGAAGAACCCCAAGGCCAAAGUGGUGUACAAGGAGGAGUACCCUGAACACCUCAAGCAUCUGUACCUUGCGGAGGCUGAGAAAAUGAGGAAUGAAGCCUGGGCAAACAGAGUGAACAGGAGCAAACUGAGGAUUAAGGGGCAGCUCAAAGAUGGAGAUGAAAAUGAUGCUGAUGGCGUUGAUGCAGGCAUUACCGGAGGAUCUGAGCUGACGGAUUCUGUUUCUGGGAACCCUGAACCAGCAAUAGCCUCCGAGAAAGAAAGUUUGCCAAUAAGCAACCGCAUGCGAAAAAAAAUGCAAAGCAAGACCUCUUACCAGCAGACAAUGGAGAAAUUUGAGAAAAUCCAGGAGAAGAGAAGACAGAAGAAAGAGGAGUACCUGAAGAACAAGCAGCAGAAAGAAGAAGCCAUUCAGAGAUACAAGCAAAAGAAAAUUGAGACGUUCCGUAUGCUGAGCAAAAAGACCAAGAAAGGACAGCCAAACUUCAACGUGCAAAUGGAGUAUUUACUUCAGAAGAUCCAAAGAACUGAUAAAUGACUUCUCUGCUUGAAAGAUCUUACUGACUACCAUUUAAAACCUGAACAAGAGUUAUUUUUGAACUCUUUUUGUCUGAAAUGACAAAUGUUCAGCUGAAAAUCAGAAAAACUUCUGUCGGGGUGUUUUGCAGCAUUUGUAUGCAAAGCAAAAGGAACCUACAACUGCUAAACCAUGGUUGAUUUUAGUGUUAAACCACAAGAUGUCACAAUUAGAUGUGGAGAGAUAUACUGUUGGAUUUAUUUUAAGAUUGUUUCCUGUAUAAAAUAAAAAAUAUUAAUACA
Molecule: messenger RNA, 1164 nt
Organism: Girardinichthys multiradiatus
Lineage: Eukaryota; Metazoa; Chordata; Actinopteri; Cyprinodontiformes; Goodeidae
Gene: ccdc59
Product: coiled-coil domain containing 59
Exons: 4
Coding region: 128-883 (251 amino acids)
Cellular component (GO): nucleus
Source: RefSeq, a predicted model, not a curated record